Colletotrichum spaethianum is the source of this 1659-nucleotide messenger RNA. RefSeq lists its product as uncharacterized. The transcript has a single exon. The record is from RefSeq and is a predicted model, not a curated record. NCBI's taxonomy places the organism in Eukaryota, Fungi, Ascomycota, Sordariomycetes, Glomerellales, Glomerellaceae. Bases 1 to 1659 code for a protein of 552 amino acids.
AUGGACAAGAACCAGAAUGAGGGUUGCAAAACCUUGCCUUCAUCUGAGGAGGCCACGGAGCCCCAAGAUCUUAUUGAGACAGCCAAGGAUCUUAUAAAGCGGAGCGGGAAGCUGUGCGAUGAGCUUGGACACUUGCGUCAUGCCGUCGAGGCGCAGGCUAUGAAAGUGAACAAUCACUGGCACGCCUAUAUCCCCGGUUUCAGUACCUUCUGGCAAACCAACAUGAACCAGCAUCACCGUGCCCAGUCUCUAUUGCAGCGAUGCCAGGAGCCAACCGAACCUGGCUCAGAAGCAGAGGGCUCCUUGUUCCGAGACUUCAGGCUUCUAGAAGGAGAGCUGUCGUCUCACGAGAACCACUGGUUAGCGAUCGAGAAGUGCCGAUCAGUCACUUGGUUCCGGUUCGCUGUGCCUUACUCGAAGCAAGGCGCCCAGAGCUCGGUCUUCGUCAGCGCCAUUGUCGAAAACGGGCAUGAGUGGAUGAGAGUCCUUAGCACGACCGAGCGAGCUCUUUUAGUACAGAUGGCCGAGGCAGAUUUCCCCUGGGAUGACCCCGACGACGAGGACGGCGACCCAGAACUGGCGGAGGUCCUCGACGAUGACGAAACUCAGAUCGAGGUCUUGAGGUGUUCGAAGCAGCUUUUGGCGGCAGCUCACGAGAUCCAUGGCGGAUACCGUCACCGGAUACGCAUCGUUCUUCCUAACAUUUAUCGCGGCAGGGUCCCCGCUAUAGACAGGUUCUUGAAAGGCAUUGAAAGUCUGGGUGACGAGGCGAUCUCGCUGGGCUUGGAAUGUGCCGAUGAGAGCCAGGCUCCGCCUCCACCCCUCGAGACCGCCAUUUCUAACCUGCUUAGCCUUGGAAACGACGCAAACACGCCACCAUUAACUUCUGUUCUCAACAUCGACACCUCCAUCUUUGUUGCUUUGACCACGGACAUAUCUCACAACCACAGCUCGCAAAGAAAAUGGCGCCCCAAGAUUCUGGAAGACGUGGCGGAUGAGGCAGAGCACGGACCUAGACUACCCAAGUCCCUGUAUCCCGUUCUCCGUGGCCACACGCUCGUCUGUACCCGGGAGGCUGCAGAGACAUGUCUUCGAAUGGUGUACGACGCUUCUACAGAAUCGGAGGUCGCCAGGGUAGAAAUCCUCUUGGGACAGGAGUCUCUCAGGGGGAAACAAGACGACAAAGCGACCUUCCUCCAACGAGUUCUAAGACAGGACGGGUGGCCACCGGAGGAAAAGAAUGACGAGUCAACUGAGAGACGGCGCCAAGGCCUACUUGCCGAGUUGCAGAAGCUCUCUUGCCACAAAAUACCGGACGAUUUGCAGCUGCCGAUUCGCAUCGUGGAGGAUUUCCGCAGGGAGCACGUUGAAGAAGAGGUACACAAGGGAACACUGCCAAAGGUGGUCCUGGCGGUGGAGCCAACCCUCAACGAGACGAAUUGCUCAUCAUUCUUGUUCGGCUGGAAGACGGGCCACACGACCAUCACCUGUAACCGUCACGCCGUAAGACGAUUGGGGAAUCUCGUCAAGAAGUUGCGAUGGUCUCGGAACGCUGAAACGGCCCCAAUCAUUGCCCUCGACUGGGCGCGUGGUUUAGCCAAAAUCCCGUUCCCUGGAGAGGUAUUGGUAGAUGGCCCGCUGAAGUCGGAAUCGCAAUAA